AUGCCUCGUGGUCAGAAAAGUAAGCUCCAUGCCCGAGAGAAACGCUCCCAAGCCCGAGGUGAGGCUCAGGCUUGCAGAGGUGCUCAGGAACCAGCAAAGGAAACCCUGGAGGCAGCAGAAGAGUCCUCUGCUGCCUCCCAGAGCCAGCCUGAGGCUGAGUCUUCAAGCACUAUCAAGGCUCCUCAAAAAGCAGCCCCAUCUGCCUCAACUGCUCUGAGUAUUUCUUCCUCUGAAUCAGAUGAAAGUUUCCGUGAGGAAUAUGAUACAUACAAAAAUGAAUGCCUGUUUGAGGUCAAUCCCUGCAACAACAGCCUGCACCAAGAUCUGAUAGCCAAAAAGGUGGUGGCGGUCUUACGGUGCCUGCUCCACAACUACUAUAUGAAGCAGCCUAGUAGCAAGGAAGAAAUGCUGAAGGUUAUCACCAAGAAGUAUGAAAAUGACUUCCCUGAGAUCUUCAGGAAAGCCUCCGAGAAGCUCGAGGAAGCCUUUGCAAUGGAAGUGAGGGAAGUCAACUCCAUUGAGCCCUCAUACAACCUCAUCAGCAAGCUGAAGCUCCCCAACAAUGGGAGGAUUCGUGCUGGCAAAGGCUUACCCAAGACUGGUUUCCUGAUGAGUGUCCUGAGUAUCAUCUUCGUUAGUGGCAAUUGUGCCAGUGAAGAAGACAUGUGGAAAAUCCUGAAGAAGAGGCAGAUCUAUCCAGGGAAGAAACACCACAUCUUUGGUGAGCCCCGGAAGCUCAUGACCCAGUAUUUUGUGAAGCUGAAGUACCUGGAGUACCGGCAGGUGGCCAACAGUGAUCCUCCACGCUAUGAGUUCCUGUGGGGUCCCCAAGCCUAUGCUGAAAUAAACAAGAUAAAAAUCCUGGAAUUUUUGGCCAAGAUAAACAAAACAACACCUAGUGCCAUUGCUGACAUUUACUUCAAGUCUUUGAAAAAUGAGCAAGAACGAGCAGAAACCCAAGAUGAAGGUGGUUCUGAUACCACUGACUCUGCUAGUGGAGAUUCCCCAGUAAAAUUAUCAGCAAGUUCUUCCAUCCCUUUUGAUGUUUGA
Messenger RNA from Arvicola amphibius (Eurasian water vole), 1050 nucleotides. Its product is annotated as melanoma-associated antigen B3-like. The record is from RefSeq and is a predicted model, not a curated record. NCBI's taxonomy places the organism in Eukaryota, Metazoa, Chordata, Mammalia, Rodentia, Cricetidae. The coding region runs from base 1 to 1050 and encodes 349 amino acids. Gene Ontology annotation, biological process: negative regulation of transcription by RNA polymerase II. Gene Ontology annotation, cellular component: nucleus. The transcript has a single exon.